Molecule: messenger RNA, 1557 nt
Organism: Zygosaccharomyces rouxii
Lineage: Eukaryota; Fungi; Ascomycota; Saccharomycetes; Saccharomycetales; Saccharomycetaceae
Gene: RKM3
Product: protein-lysine N-methyltransferase
Exons: 1
Coding region: 1-1557 (518 amino acids)
Biological process (GO): peptidyl-lysine monomethylation
Cellular component (GO): nucleus
Molecular function (GO): protein-lysine N-methyltransferase activity; protein binding
Source: RefSeq, a predicted model, not a curated record
AUGGCUUCUACCAUUUCAGAAGAUCUCCCUGGUGUUUUAGGGUUCGUAGAGGACUGUAAAGGCUUUUUCCCUGGCUCAAAAUGUCUGGUGAAACGUUCACCAGUCGGUGGGUUAGGUGUAUUUGCGCAAUGUGAUUUAAAUGAAGGUGAGACCCUUUUGCAGUUGCCCAAGAGUGCUGUUUUUUCUGCAUCGAACAGUUCCAUUUCCAAUUUGCUAGUGGAUAGCGAAUUGGAUGGUAUGCUAGCGCUUACCAUUGCCUUUGUGUAUGAGACGACCGUAUUCCAAGAGAGGAGCCACUGGUGGCCGUACUUGAAGAGUGUCAAAAUUGAAGAAGCUGGAUCAUUGUAUCUGCCGCCCAACUAUUGGCCGGACCGUGAUAUGCUGAAGGGGUUUACACUCGAUACGCUUUACCAGGGAUUGGACCCUGAACCUGAUAUACAACAAGGGUUCCAAAUUGCUUUGGAAUUGGCCCAUAGAUGGAAUAAAGAAGUCGGUAUUCCAAUUCCAUGGAAGUAUCUCGAUAAUUUAGAGAAAUUCGUUGCAUGUGCAUAUGCCAUCUCUUCGAGGGUCUUUGAAAUUGAUAAUUAUCACGAGAGCGGAUUGGUACCCAUAGCGGAUCUGUUCAAUCACCACGUAUCGACCCCGGACGUUAGAUUCGUUUCCCUCUAUGAUGUUUGCAGCGAGUGUGGUGAGCCUGGGAUGUGCAGGCAUUUGGUGGCAGAGGCACUUGAAGAGGAACAAGAGCAGGAGCAAGAACGUGAAAAGAAACCGCCUUCAAAAAGCGGUGAUGGGCUGAUAGACAUGCAGUUGAUCAAGGAGCUGGAAUCGCAAGAAGAGGAAGAAGUUACCAAUCCUAAGGAGAAGGGGCUAGUAGAGGGUGUUCAGCCUGAUGAUUGCGUCGACAUCGUCCUUACGCAAAGUGUUCCUAAAGGUCAAGAGAUAUUCAAUUCUUACGGAGACUAUUCUAACGCCUUACUAUUAGCCAGAUACGGGUUCUGUGUUGAAAAUAACCCCUGGGACGUUGCAUAUUUAGGCAGGGACCUCUUAAAAUUAUUAAAAGACAAGCGUCUGGCCUUAAGGGCUAGAUGGUGGAAACAUUUGGGUUAUCCGCUGUACAACAAGUGGUGUGCGCUAAACAAAGAGCAGGAUGAGCAGGAAGAAGAAGACAAGGAAGAAGAAGAAGAAGACCACGAUGAAGAGGAGGAAGACGACGAGAAUGACGAGGAGGACGACGAGCCGUACUGGCUAACCGUAAUGUGUAUAGACUGCAAUGGUGAACCUUCGUCCCCCAUGAGAGCUCUGCUCAAUCUAUUAGCAUUCAACGACAGAGACUGGAACAAAUUACGCUCCAUAGAGCAAGAUGUCGAGUCUACGGGAGACAAGAUUGGUUUGCUAGACAAGCCACUCAGCAAGGGAGCACGUAAAAUUCUACUGAAUCUGGUGCAUAAGAGAAAAAGACCAGUACCACAGAUCAAUAACGCAGCUGCCCGUAUCAUGCUCGAAUCUGAGCGUAAAAUUCUGGAAAAAGCUGAGCAUUAUCUGAAUUCAAACUUGUGA